AUGCAAGUGGGUGCACGGAUUCGGCCGAAAGCGCCUUCCGACACUUCCUCAUUGCAACUCCAGCGGGUGUGGGGCCUUUCAUUCCCACCCUCGUGGAGACCACCAGGAGCUUCGUGCAGUGCAAUAGCAAAAAAUGCAACCUCAAAACGCAAAAGUUUGUCAAAGCUGCCGGACUGCACGGGGGAUUCCAGUUCAAAGUUCGGCCCGGGCUACCGGACUGGUCCCAUUUGCAUCUUCAGUGAGGAUCAGAAGGAUUUGCUCAUCAACUGCUAUGGUUUGACAGGGGAAAAGUGUGCCGAAAAAUACCAGGCUCCAAAAGCACUUGGUUUGAUGGACUGCGUUGCAACUUUUUCUGUGGCCUCACACUCAUCCAAUGUCACAAACAUUGGGAAUGCGUUUCGCGUGGGACCAUGGCAAGAUCUGAACGUGGACAUCAAAGAGAUGUGGAAGCUCGGUGAGCUCGGAGAAAUGGAUCGACGGAGCCACCAAAGUGCUCUUGAUGACCCUGGCAAAUGUGCUCCAAUCAGCCGUGGUGGGCAGUUCCAAAUCAGCGUGUCCACACAGCAAACGGAGCAAAGGCGGCAAAGGUGGAUCACCCCUCCAGCUGGAUUUGCUGGUUUGGGUCCAGAUGGCUUGAGGAAAAGCUGGCGUCCAAGAGGCCGUUUCAUCACUGGAAAUGCUUCACACUGA
Molecule: messenger RNA, 690 nt
Organism: Durusdinium trenchii
Lineage: Eukaryota; Dinophyceae; Suessiales; Symbiodiniaceae
Source: the annotation of a GenBank genome assembly